This is a messenger RNA of Carassius gibelio (silver crucian carp), 740 nucleotides long. Its product is annotated as proteasome subunit beta type-7-like. The record is from RefSeq and is a predicted model, not a curated record. Lineage: Eukaryota; Metazoa; Chordata; Actinopteri; Cypriniformes; Cyprinidae. The transcript is spliced from 6 exons. Bases 1 to 636 code for a protein of 211 amino acids. Gene Ontology annotation, cellular component: proteasome core complex.
AUGGUCGUGGCCGAUAAGAACUGUUCUAAAAUUCACUACAUCUCUCCCAACGUAUAUUGUUGUGGAGCCGGAACCGCAGCAGACACUGAGAUGACCACACAGAUCAUCUCCUCUAAUCUGGAGCUCCAUUCUCUGUCCACCGGCCGUCCCCCACGAGUCGCCACAGCCAACCGCAUGCUCAAACAGAUGCUCUUCAGGUAUCAAGGAUAUAUUGGUGCUGCGUUAGUUCUCGGAGGAGUUGACUGCAACGGCCCACACUUGUACAGCAUCUAUCCUCACGGAUCAACAGACAAACUGCCCUACGUCACUAUGGGUUCUGGAUCUCUGGCUGCAAUGGCUGUCUUUGAGGAUCGCUACAGGCCCAACAUGGAGGAGGAAGAGGCCAAGCGUCUGGUGCGGGAUGCGAUAGCGGCGGGUAUCUUUAAUGACCUGGGCUCAGGCAGCAAUAUCGACCUGUGUGUGAUCACCAAGGGGAAGGUGGACUACCUGAGACCUCAUGAUAUGGCCAACAAGAAGGGUGUCCGAACUGGAAACUACAGGUACAAGCAUGGAACUACCGGUGUUCUGACGAAAACUGUGACUCCUCUGAACCUGGAGGUGGUGGAGGAAAGUGUGCAGACCAUGGACACCUCCUGAGAUGACUGAGAUCUGUUUGUUUCCCCCAUAACCAUUCUCCCCAAGUCUUCUGUGGUGGUUUAGUAAUUUUUCAUUAUUUCCAAUAAAAGAAUUUGUGAGUUGAA